AUGAUUUGGUGGUACCAUGUCAAGGUGACAUUGGAGAACGUUCCUCUGGAGGCAUGGAACGAGGACGGUGUCAAGUUGAUCCUUGGCGACGCGUGCAUCUUCGACAAGCUCGACAGCCACAUGACGUCGAGGGAGAUAAGGGAGUCCUCGCAGUUCCUCACCUGCUUGGUGUGGAUGGAGACUCCAGACGUCCUCCCCAAGGCCAUGGAGUACUGGUACUUCGUGGCGAAGGCGGGACAGGCUAUGGACAUCCUCGACCUGCCAUCCCCCACCCGCAUCCCGCCCACGCCACCGAUGGGUAAGUUUGGCGACAAGGCCAUCUUGAUUCACCUGGUGGGGUAG
This is a messenger RNA of Miscanthus lutarioriparius, 342 nucleotides long. NCBI's taxonomy places the organism in Eukaryota, Viridiplantae, Streptophyta, Magnoliopsida, Poales, Poaceae. The record is from the annotation of a GenBank genome assembly.